Dimorphilus gyrociliatus is the source of this 685-nucleotide messenger RNA. NCBI's taxonomy places the organism in Eukaryota, Metazoa, Annelida, Polychaeta, Dinophilidae. The record is from the annotation of a GenBank genome assembly.
AAUGGAAGUUCUCUUGCGUUUCCUUCUCAUCAUUUCUAUCUAUCUUCCAUAUUCAUGGGAGGAGGAUUGCUCUAUUCGUCGGGUUGGAAGUCGACUUGAAAUAGAUGUAGAUGCAAAUAGAUAUUGUGGAACACGUUUCGAACAACAGCAGCAAGAGGCAGAGAAGGUUUCGCAAGAUGAACGGGAUAUGUUGUAUGAGCUGGGUGAAAAGUUUCAUAAGUUUAGAAAAGAUUUGGAUGAUUGUCAAAGCUCAAAAGAAAAACUCAAGAGACUCUAUGAAGAAGAAAGAAGGAAAAGUGAAAAGCAAAAUGAAAAGAUCGAAAAGUUAGAGAGUUUGAUAGAAAAACUUAUGGAAAAGAAUGAUGAACAAAAGAAGCAACUUCGAGAGCAAGAAGAGAAAUUAAAGGCAGCCAGAACACUUCUUCAGACAUCUAUGGAUUUCAACGAGGAAUUAAAAAGGAAUCACAGCUAUUUAGAAGAUGAGUUCGAAAACUGUACAGAUGAUUUUAGAGCAGUUGCUAGACAGAACAAAGUUCUGAAGCAAGAAGUUAGAAAAUGGAUGAGACUUGCCAAAAUACUUCGAAAACAACUUGCAGUAGUUCUUCCAACUUUGAAUCGCUGUAGAAAUUGUAAGUUUUCUAACCCUGGUGGUAAAUUUAUGCCGAUAGAUGGCAUUACCAAAUAG